GCGCAUUACCAACAGUAGAACAGCUGUAAUAGAUAGGAAAGUAGAGACGGGUCUGCUUGUUUAUCAACAGUGGCGGCUCGAAAUUAACUAUUAUCUGAAGACAGAAUGUCGGAUGAAUCCUGAAGAAGCCUCCGGUCCACCCCUGACGGAUCUCCGGGCUCUGUGAUGGACAGCGUGGAGGAGGACCUGACCUGCUCGGUGUGCUACUCGCUCUUCUCUGACCCGCGCGUCCUGCCGUGUUCCCAUACUUUCUGCAAACACUGCUUGGACAACCUGCUCCAGGUGUCCAGCAACACCUCCAUCUGGCGCCCGCUGCGCCUGCCCAUCAAAUGCCCCAACUGCCGCAGUGUGGCGGAGCUGCCCCCGACCGGUGUGGACGCUCUCCCGUCCAACGUGUCUCUGCGAGCCAUUGUUGAGAAAUACCAGAGGGACGGCGAACCUCGAGCGCAGUCCUGCCAGGAGCACAGCAGGCAGCCUCUGAACAUGUACUGCAUCCAGGACCGGCAGAUGAUCUGCGGUCUGUGUCUGACCAUCGGCCAGCACCAGGGUCAUCCCAUAGAUGACCUGCAGGCAGCUUUCAUCAAAGAAAUGGAAACCCCGGUGCUGCUGCUCUCCAGGUUGUCAGAGCAGAGAUGGAGUCAGAUCUGUGAGCUGGGGGAGCAGCUAGAGCAGGAGAAGGCCCGCUGUGACGCCCUGCUGAGGCAGGACACCCAGGAGGUCAAUCAGUACUUCACCUCGUUAGAGGAGGUUCUGGCCAGGAAGAAGCAGGCCUACUUGGAGGCUUUGAGGAGAGCUUCGGCUGAGGUAUCAGAGGCCUAUGACCCGCUCAUCCACAGAGUCAAGGAGCUGCAGGAGGAGCAGUUGGAUCUGGUGUCUUUAGGAUCAUCUGUGGAGGAGGAAGAAUCCCCUUUGGUGUUUUUGGAGAAGGUUCAUCAGUUCAGAGAUCGGGUGGAGAAGUUCCUCGAAUCCCCGCUGCCCUCUGUGAUCAGCCUCUCGGUGACGCCGCCAGCCUCUGAGUUUCUGCAGCAGAACUGGCCCGCCGUGACCAUCGGCAGCCUGGAGAAGGCGCCUGUCCCCAAACUGCGCUGCUGUGCCAGAUGUAACGGCGGCAGUAUAGAGACUGAAGCGAAAGUAACCUCUCCCGCCUCGAACAGGUGGUGUCGGCUGCAGCCCGCUGGUUCUGUGCUGCUCCUGGGCCUGCUGCUGCUGCUGGCAGCGCUGUGGGCCAACCCUGUUGGAGAAGCAUCACUCGGCUUCUCUGCCCUGUCCAGCUUCAGUCAGCUGGUCCAGGCUCUGAGCGAUGACCUGCUCACAUCAGUCUGGGAUAGCCUGGCGCGGCAGUGGGCGGAGUUUGGGGCGGCUCUGCAGGAGUGGGGCUCACAGCUGUCUGUAUUCAAAGACUGUCUCUCUCAGCAAGUGGCCACCUUAUUUAAAACUCUUUCUCACUGAGGGAGGAUAAACUGGAGACAGAACUCUUUAAAUUGUUUCCCAAAAGUAAACUUUUAUAUCAUUAAUACUGAAACAUUUACCAGUUGUUUUUGUUUAACUUGGUCUGUUUUCUUUUAUUAGCAUUU
Molecule: messenger RNA, 1574 nt
Organism: Cyprinodon tularosa
Lineage: Eukaryota; Metazoa; Chordata; Actinopteri; Cyprinodontiformes; Cyprinodontidae
Gene: trim59
Product: tripartite motif containing 59
Exons: 5
Coding region: 166-1449 (427 amino acids)
Biological process (GO): cilium assembly
Cellular component (GO): cilium; intraciliary transport particle B; centrosome
Molecular function (GO): zinc ion binding
Source: RefSeq, a predicted model, not a curated record